Molecule: messenger RNA, 1946 nt
Organism: Mirounga angustirostris (Northern elephant seal)
Lineage: Eukaryota; Metazoa; Chordata; Mammalia; Carnivora; Phocidae
Gene: PLIN3
Product: perilipin 3
Exons: 9
Coding region: 193-1482 (429 amino acids)
Biological process (GO): lipid storage; positive regulation of triglyceride storage
Cellular component (GO): cytosol; lipid droplet
Source: RefSeq, a predicted model, not a curated record
CUGGCCGUCGAGUCCUGCACGUCCCGCUGACCGCGUGCCUGCUCAAAGAAGCAUGUCUACCAACGGGACAGAAGCCACUGCCAGCAGCCAGGCAACAGCAGAAGAACCGGUCCAGCAGGGCACCCGAGGCCCAGGACCAGCCCGCUGAGCUGCUUGUCCCCAUAGCCGAGCGUGGUGGACCGCGUGGCCAGCAUGCCCCUCAUCAGCUCCACCUGCGACAUGGUGUCGGCGGCCUACACCUCCACCAAGGAGAGCCACCCCCACGUCAAGACCGUCUGCGACGCGGCCGAGAAGGGCGUGAAGACUCUCACCGCGGCUGCUGUCAGUGGGGCCCAGCCCAUCCUCUCCAAGCUGGAACCACAGAUCGCAUCGGCCAGCGAGUACGCCCACAGGGGGCUGGACAAGCUGGAGGAGAACCUGCCCAUCCUGCAGCAGCAUACGGAGAAGGUUCUGCCCUUGGCACCCGGACAGCCCUCGGACAGGCUGCUUAGCCUCCCGGCCUCACUUUCUCGUGCGUGGAAUGGGGUUCUGGCCGACACCAAGGAGCUCGUCUCGUCCAAGGUGUCGGGGGCCCGAGAAGCUGUGUCCAGCGCCAAGGACACAGUGGCCACGCGAGUGACGGAGGCAGUUGAUGUGACUCGGGGUGCCAUGCAGACUGGUGUGGAUGCGACCAAGUCUGUGGUGACCAGUGGCGUCCAGUCGGUCAUGGGCUCCCGUGUGGGCCAGAUGGUGCUGAGCGGGGUGGACACGGUGCUGGGCAAGUCGGAGGAGUGGGUAGACAAUCACCUGCCCAUGACAGAUGCUGAGCUGGCCCGCCUCGCCACGUCCCUGGAGGGCUUCGACAUCGCUUCGGUGCAGGAGCAGCGGCAGGAGCAGAGUUACUUCGUGCGCCUGGGCUCCCUCUCGGAGCGGCUGCGCCAGCGGGCCUACGCGCACUCGCUGGGCAAACUGCAGCUCACGCGGCAGCGGGCGCAGGAGGCCCUGGUGCAGCUGGCGCAGGCGCUCAGCCUGAUGGAAACCGUCAAGCAAGGAGUCGAUCAGAAGCUGGUGGAGGGCCAGGAGAAACUACACCAGAUGUGGCUCAACUGGAACCAGAAGCAGCUCCAGGGCACAGAGGAGAACCCAGCCAAACCAGAGCAGGUGGAGACCCAGACGCUCACCAUGUUCCGGGACAUCGUCCAGCAGCUGCAGAGCACCUGCGCCUCGCUGGGCUCCAGCAUCCAGGGGCUGCCCAGCCACGUGAAGGACCAGGUGCAGCAGGCUCGCCACCAGGUGGAGGACCUCCAAGCCACCUUUUCUGGCAUCCAUUCCUUCCAGGACCUGUCCAGCACGAUCCUGAUGCAGAGCCGAGAGCAGGUGGCCAAGGCCCGAGAGGCCCUUGACCACACAGUUGAGUACGUGGCCCAGAACACGCCCAUCAUGUGGCUGGUGGGACCCUUCGCCCCGGGAGUCGUUGAGAAAGCCCCGGAAGAGAAGAAAUAGGACGGGCAGGAGGAGGCGCGAGGGACUGUCUCUCCCAGAGGGGCUGGCCCCAGCACUGGACCCCCUUGCCCCCUCGGAACAUGCGUCCCUCCCCACGCCCCCAGCUUAUCUUAGCUGCCACCUCAGGAAGCUGAAAAUUGACCAGUCCCUCCGCCGCUGCGCGCUCAGAGGAAGCGUGUCCUGAGCCUCACCUCCUCAGUCAUUAGGGGGAGGUUUCCAGAAAAAAAAAUGUUCUCCAAUUUCUUUUUUCUUAAAAACCAGGGACAGAUUUCUUAUAUCCCUGCCUCCUUUUCUGCAUCAGGGCCCCUGGGUAUUAGCCUUUAGCUAACAGACUUGGGAUUUCUGGCCUCCGAAGUGGGCCUCCUGGGGGUGGGGAGGCUGCAGAGCUGCUGAGGCCCGUUCUGGAGCAGAGGGGGGCUGAGGUGCCUGAGGCUUCAGUGUUGCCUUAAUAAAUUUUACCUGCA